CAUCGCCAUUGUCGGCUGCUCUGCACAUACCAGAAGUGCACGGCAUCUCCUUCCAGCCUUGCGAAAGAUGGCAUCACUUGCCGGCUUUCUUGGGAAAUCUACAUCUGUACAUUGAAGUGAAUCAAGUCAUGACCUGUCCCAGGGGCGCAGAGCAUCCCUCCCCAUUCUUCUUCUUUUUCUUCCUAUUGACCUCCCUUCUCGCCUCUCCCGACAUCUUCAGUCGCCGAAUAUCCAUCAAGAUGUCGACAGCAGCUUCAGCUCCGGCUCACGAUCACGAUGAGCGAUUGGAGAGAGACAAGGCACGCCUCAAGGUCUACUCCGAGGGCCACAGCGAGGGACUCGAUCGGAAGCUCCGCUCCUUCCACAUUACCAUGAUCGGCUUCUCUUCUGGGAUUGGAACCGGUCUCUUCAUCGGUACUGGCUCGGCCUAUGCCAGCGCAGGCCCUGCCGGGCUCUGCCUUGCGUAUUGCAUCGUAGGCACGGUCCUGUGGUGUGUAAUGCAGAGCAUUGGUGAGCUCGCUACCCUCGUGCCGACGGCAGGUUCAUUUCCGCAUUGGGCUACACGCUUCAUCGAUCCUAGCGUAGGCUUCUCUCUUGCCAUCAGUUAUGGCUAUUGCUAUUCGAUCGCAAUCGCCAGCGAGGUCAGCGCAGCCGCCGUGUUGGUCAGCUAUUGGACAGAUGUAUCUCCUGUUUUAGUCAUCACAUUGGGACUUGCUGCGAUCUUAGCUCUGAAUUUGACCAGUGUAGAGUUCUUCGGACACAGCGAAGUCAUUGCUGGUUCCAUCAAGGUCCUCUGUUUCAUCGGCCUCACCAUCGUCGCUGUGGUGAUCACAUCAGGAGGUGGCCCAAACGGCAGCAGCAGUGGCUUUCAGUACUGGAAUAACCCUGGGCCGUGGACACAGUACAAUGACAUCGCAGGAAGCACUGGGCGCUUUGUUGGAGUGCUAUCUGCACUAGUCAAUGCGUCCUUUAGCUUCAUCGGUAUCGAGACCGUGGUUAUCACGGCUGCUGAGUCCAUCAAUCCACACCGGGACAUCCCGCGCGCCGCAAAAAGAGUGACGUACCGUAUCGCAUUCUUCUAUAUCCUCAGUGUUCUUCUGAUCGGUUUGAUCGUAGAUCCUCGCAAUCCAUCGCUCGUCAGUGGCACUGGAAAUGCCAACUCGAGUCCCUGGGUGAUCGCUAUUCAAGCAGCAGGCAUCAAAGUCCUGCCCAGUGUUGUCAAUGCCUGCAUCCUCAUCUCUGCUUGGUCGGCCGGGAACAGCUACUGCUGGGUCGGCAGUCGCAUCAUCCUUUCCAUGGCAGCCGAUCGCCAAUUGCCAGCUGUGUUUGCACGAACCUGGAGAAAUGGAGUGCCAUGGGUUGCAGUUCUCGGACAGGGCGGACCUUCCCAGGCAUUCAGCUGGCUCUUGAAUUUGAGCACAGUGGCAGGGCUGAUUACUUGGACAGUCCUGUGCCUGUGCUACAUUCGCUUCAAUGCAGCUCUCAGAAGACAGGGCCGCCUUUGCAACCCUAUGCCGCUUGGAUCGGGAGGAGCAACAAUUCUGACUUUCAUCUCGGGCUUCUCGAUUUUCCUCAAGGGCGAUUGGGUGACGUCCAACUUCAUCGCCUCCUACGUGGGGAUUCCGGUCUUCAUCAUUUCGACCCUGGGCUGGAAGACAAUCAAGAGGAGCAAGUUCGUCCAUACGCGCGAUGCUGACCUCUGGUCCGGACGCUUGGAAAUGCACGAAGCUCAGCAGAUCCAGAAGGCUGCGUCAGAGCCUAUUAGUGCCUCUGGGCGCGUGAGUAGGUGGCUGCUCUGA
Microstroma glucosiphilum is the source of this 1799-nucleotide messenger RNA. Its product is annotated as putative amino acid permease. The record is from RefSeq and is a predicted model, not a curated record. Gene Ontology annotation, cellular component: membrane. Bases 129 to 1799 code for a protein of 556 amino acids. Gene Ontology annotation, molecular function: amino acid transmembrane transporter activity. The transcript is spliced from 4 exons. NCBI's taxonomy places the organism in Eukaryota, Fungi, Basidiomycota, Exobasidiomycetes, Microstromatales, Microstromataceae. Gene Ontology annotation, biological process: amino acid transmembrane transport.